Molecule: messenger RNA, 1199 nt
Organism: Hyalella azteca
Lineage: Eukaryota; Metazoa; Arthropoda; Malacostraca; Amphipoda; Hyalellidae
Product: metaxin-2
Exons: 8
Biological process (GO): mitochondrion organization
Cellular component (GO): SAM complex
Source: RefSeq, a predicted model, not a curated record
ACCAUAGAACCUCUAAUAACCCUAUCAGCGCACUAUUAGUAGGUAUAUAUAGAACAAGCAAAAUCUGCCAUCUAACACUAAUAUUUGAUUACUUCAUUUGUCCACUUUCUGAGAACUUGGUUCUUCACCACUUGCCUCACGUUGGUACAGAAUAUUUGAUUACUUAGAUACGAUUGUUUUGUUCUCAAGCAACCAAAAAUGCCUCAAGUUUUGCUUUCUGAGUCAAUUUCAGCAGAAUUGGGAGCUCAAGAUCCGUGGCCCAGUGAUGUGCGGCUUUUCCAGCCCUUUGAGGUGGAGCAAAUUCUUCUGCCAGACUCGGCUGCUUGUCUUUCUGUGGCGGCCUUCCUGAAGAUGUGCAAGCUGGACUACAAGAAAGAGGAGAGGGCAAAUGCUGAGUACAUGAGUCCCAGUGGUCGAGUGCCGUUCAUCAAGGCUGGGGCGUUUGUGGUGGCAGAACUGGACCACAUCAUCACCUUUGUGGGGCAUAAGACAGUUGUUAUCCUGUACAGGGGCACGGAGCUGGACGCCGUUGUUUUCGGCCACCUGUUAUCCUGUACUUGUUCUCACGUUGUUAUCCUGUACAGGGGCACGGAGCUAGACGCCGUUGUUUUCGGCCACCUGUACACGCUGCUGACGACGCCCCUGCCUGACGCGGGCCUGGCGUCGGUGGUGCGCAGCUACCCGUCCCUCGUCUCGCUCUGCAGGACCAUCGAGGGUGAAUACUUCAAGACUCCUACAAAGGGCAACAAAGGACCGGCGCCUCCUACUGGGCAACCUCCAACGCAAAGUCCUCAGCCAAUUCCUUCACAAACGACGCCAGCGCAACAGCCUGCGGGGGGAGGUGUUGAGAGCAACGGCGAGUACGACAAACUCGAGGACAUCAGCCAGCCUUACGCCCCCACGUACGAGGCGGUCACGGUGCCCCGGCACAGCGCGGUGUUCCCGUGGCCGCUGGGGGCGCUGCUGACGUGGCGGCGGCGGCGGGCCGUGCUGAGGAAACUGCACCUGCUGGGCUGGCGGGACAAGACCCUGCAGGAGGUUUACGACGAAGUCAACAACUGCUGCCGGGCGCUGGCGCAGCGCCUCGACAACAUGCCCUUCUUCUUCGGUAAAAUGGGCACGGAGCUGGACGCCGUUGUUUUCGGCCACCUGUUAUCCUGUACUUGUUCUCACGUUGUUAUCCUGUACAGGGGCACGGA